GCGGCGCGAGCGAGCUAGCGCUGCGCGCGCUACUAGCUAGCUGAUCUGAAUUGAAGACAUCUGCGGGCUGAGUUUCUGUCCCGAUUCUGCGAAGUCGAAGAUCGUGUAGUUUUAUUUUUUGCAGAAUGGCAGGUCAGCAAAGAGUUCAAAAUUACCUGGACAGGCACAGGAUUAGCUCACUAUUUGAGGAUCUGAUGGCGAGGCUGAUAAAGAACACCCCUCAAGAGCCAGUCCCUUAUCUUAUCAAGAUUCUGCAAAAGUUUGACGAAAAAGCAAAGAAACCAUUCCAGGAAAAUCCCCUGGCCCCGAAGACAAAGCCCCUGACACCCGGACUGUCCAAGACUCCAAGGGUGCGACCCAAGGAUCCCCUGACGCAGAGCACUUCCUCGCUUCGGAAGAACCCACCCCUGUCAAGGAGCACUGGACAGCUGAGCAGAUCCACCUCCAACCUAGCCAAGGAGCCCUCAGGAGCCAAGGGAGGAAGCCCCUCUUCACCUGGAUACGCAUGGCAACCUGGAACUGCUCCCCGUGGAGCGGAUAGAGGCCAUCAAAGACCAUGGGUCUCGAAUACAAUGAAGGACAAGCCUGUUGCAGGUAAAUUUGGGGUGGAUAGAGGGUAUGAACGACCCUGGAUAGCAAACAUGAAGAAGAUCAAGUAUGAACAGGCCCAAUUGAAAGCCCGAAAGUUGCGUAAGAGUUCAAGUACAGGAGGAGAAGUGGAGGGUUCCAGCAAGUCGACCCCUUCCAGUGAGGCUGACAGUAUGGACGUUGAUCAGAUCUUUGAGAUGACUCAGGAAAAACCUCCUGUUAGACCUAAGACAUUGUUCAGCAACCCAGCUUCACAGGCAUGGGUAGAUCAGGACCCCAAGACAUAUCAGCCUCCUCCACCCAAGCCCUACCAACCUCCUGAUCAGGUGGAAGAGGCCUUCCUAGCGGAGGAACUGUCAGCUGAUAAACUCAUGAAACGAUACGAGAAGGAGUCCCCAAAGACGGACUCUGUGGAAUCGGAAAAGAAGAAAAUAGAGCAGAGAAGAGCUAAGCCUGAUCAGAAGGCCAAGAAACACAAGGAAGAACUGGCGGCAUUGGUAGAGGCACAGAGAAAGGUGGAGACCUUGGGGUAUCUCGAUAGCGGAGGAGAGGCGGACGAUCCAGACCAGGGAGGGUAUGAAGAGGCUACCGACGUCCUGGAAGAUGUAAGUGAUCUGAUGGAUGAAGGGAUGACAAAUGUCAAGAGCACAGGUCAAAAGGUUCGUCGUAGACCGCCCCCUGCUCCUCAAGUAAAAGUUGGAGUCUGCAGUCGAUGUGCAAAUGUUGUAGGAGGUGGGGACGGAGCCAGUACAGCCGCAGGUUUCACCCAAGGGUACGGUGCCUACGCAAGCAUUGACAGCUCUAGCGAGGUAUCAUUCAGCUCAAGCUCGGACUUUGAGAGCGCUUCACAAGUGACUGGGCCUAGACCAAUUGCAUGGGAAGGAACAACAGAUGAUGUCCAUUCCGUCAGACCUGGCACAACACGCAGUAUGACACACGACCAAGCGAGUGAGUUAUUCCAGAGUUCAUCCCAGUAUAAGAGCGGAGGUGCUGAAGGUAGUAGCUCAUAUCAUGUACAGACGAGCAGAGAGGUUAGAUCAUCUCAGAGAUGGGAAUCAUCUUCAUAUACGUCAGAGGUUGAGAGACGAGUAACAGGCACGGAAUCACUGCUGGACAGAGGGCGCUCUUGGGCUCAGCCAGGUUCUGAUGAUGAUUCGAGUGUCUAGCCGCAGAUGAGAAAUUGCCUUUUUGGAAUAUGACCAUUUUGAAAUAUAACAAUUUUCUAUCUGCUUUUGUAGAAGUAUUGUGGAUCAGUUGUCUGAUAUUGAAUGAUUUGAAUCACAAGAGCCGGGGUUCAAAUCCAACUGCUACACAUUCAUCGACAUUUGCCACUUUCCACCCAGGUGUAGAACAUGGGUUCCUGGUAUGAAGAGAUUUCUUAAAUUCUGGAGUACCUGUUCAGGGCCCCGUCUUACAAAGAGUUAUGAUUGAUCCAAUCAAUCGUAACCCUAUGGAAAUCCAUCAGUAUCAUGAUUUUUUCUAUAGGAAAUUUGCACAAUGUCCUUUUUAAACAAAGAGAAGCAUAGUGAAUUUUCAAGAAAAUAAUGAAUGCAUGAAUAUACAUCAUAGAUAGAAAAUAUUUUGAACAAACAUGAAUAAUACAUAUUGACGUUGCUGGCCAUCCAUAGUUGCGAUCGAUUGGAUCAAUCGUAACUCUUUGUAAGACGGGCCUCAGAUAGCCACGUUAAAGCAAGGUUAGUAACAGUUAGUGCUCAGAAACAUUUAUAGACUACUGUAUAAAAUUGCAUAUUUUUGUUAUUUAUUUUUGCUGAAACGAUUGUCCAGGUUGCCACUUUAUUAUCAUAUGCUGCAUUCCUUUUCAAGAAGGCCAACUGAAGCUUUCUCUCUUGUCAUUGGCAUGGAAUUAGAAAGCAAUGAUUUUAAGAAUGCACCAAAAUGUGUUUAUACCACUGCAAGUCUUGUCUUUCUCUAUAAGAACUGUUUUUACUUUGACUACAUGUACUUACACAAUAUAUGGUUAUCCCUUCACCUAUUUAAUAAUCUACUUAUGAAAUCUUUCACUAAAGUACAAACAAUUUCAAGUCUUGUCUUUCCUUAUUUGAAAUGUUUUUACUUAAAAGGUUGACUACAUGUACUUCAUCCACAAGAUAUAUGGUUGUCACUCCACCUGUUUAUAUACCUAGUGACCAUUCUACUUAUUGUAACUCAAAUUACCUUAUAAAAAUAUCAUGUAAGUUUUUAUCAUGUAUUUUUUACGCGCCGUGGUCUAGUGGUUCUGACUCUCACCUUUCAAACAGAGGGUCGUGGGUUUGAAUCCUAGCCAUGGUGUUUUCCUUCAGCAAGAAAUCUAUCCACAAUGUGUUGCACUCGACCCAGGUGAGGUGAAUGGGUACCCGGCAGGAGUAAUUCCUUGCAUGCACUGAGCGCCGGUGAUGGUAGCUCGAGCUAAAGCCGGGGUAGUAAUAGCAGCGCUUUGUAUCCUCAGGCAAAAAGCGCUUUUAUAAAUCCAGCUAUUAUUAUUAUUUUUAAAAGAUAAAUGCUUGUUGUAGUAACAAACUCAAAAUAAGUUCAACCAGAAUCCAAUAAAAUGACCACCCAAAUGUUUGUACAAAUAAAUGAUAUGGAAGGGGUUGUUGUCUUCAAAAUAUUGUAAUUUUGCAAUUAAUAGUGUCAUGUGCUGUAGAAUAGUCUUGAUAUGUAAGCCUCUUGAUAAAAGGAUGAAAUGAACGUUUUGAAGUUUGGUUUGAGUCAGGCUGGCCAUUUGAUCAUUAUUGGAAUUGAGAAUAUUUGGAGGUAAUCUGUGUACCUUUUGAUCCUUUGCAUAAUAUUUGUUGUAAAGUUGAGUUGAAAAACGUCUUUGUCAGUCUAUUGGAUGGUUUGAAUUAUAAGACUACACGAUACUGUUGCAUUCUGGGUAUUGAGCCAGGGACUCUUUAAGCAUUGUAAGACUUGAGAUGAUGCUAUUUAAUUGAACAAUGGCAAAUUGGCUUUAAAUCAUUUUAAAGAGAAGAAUGGUUUACCUUGUUAGCCUAUGGAUAAGUAUUGAAUCUGAAAUAUGAUACCGUUUUUAUGUUUAUCAAUGAAAUGUGAUCAUUUUGUUGUUCAUUCCUAGUCGCAUACAUUUCUUUGCAUGACUCUGUGUGUAGAUGCAUGUACAGGCAAGUGUGUUAUUUUGCAUGUCUUUUAUGUAUUUAGUUUUAUUUUUAGAAACAUUUCAGUUUCAUAUUAAUACAGCUAAAUCAAAAUCUAGUACUUAAUAAUUUAGCAUUUGUUAGAGGGGAAAUACCUGAAAAAAGAGAGAAAAUGUAUUUAUAGAGAGAAUAUAUAAAUGAAAGUAGUUUGAAUUGUGUAUAAAGUGAAGCAGUGCUAUUUUUAUGUAAGAAAUGAUUCAAAUACAAACAUGUAAAAGAGGGUGGGGGGCCGGGGGGGGUCGAGGAUCCCGAGAUACAUGCUUUUAAAUGCAAUUAUAAAAAAGUGAAACACGCUUGAGAAGGUUGUUUCCAACUUUUUUUCAUUUUAUUAUUCGUAUAAAGAUAAAUGCAAUUAUAGAAGAUCAGUAAAACACAUUUGAAAAGGUUGGCUUCACUUUUUUUUCAUUUCAUUAUUCACAUAAAAGUGAACUAACUUUUUUUUUCUCAAAAAUUCUAAAUAAUCUGUCAUUCAUUGGGUCCAAUUAGAACAUUAAUAAAUGUUGAAAUAGUGGUGACGUUUGUAACAUGCUAAACAUGUAGCAUGAUUCUUGUGGUUUUAACAGCAACAAUUACUACACUUUUCUAGUAAAUAUUGGUCUGUCUAUCAAUAUAGGAGUUCCGUACUUUGAGAAUUUUUUUUCCUAAUGGAGGACUCACCCAGCUUGCUCAAUAUGCUUGUGACAUAUCUUCCAAAAUAAAAGAAAUGAUAAUUGUAUCAUGCUCAAUUGAACUCCAAAAUUCUUAUCUUUUUUUUCUCCUUUCUUCGCCCAUAAUUAGAAAAAAAAUCACCUUAUUCUCUGAAGGUCUUAAUCAAUUUCUUCUACAUUGAAUCAAUUGACAAGCUACAUGUAUAUGAUUUUUAAAGUUUAGGCUCUGCUUUUCAAACUUUGAUUACGGAAUUCCAAAAUUCAUUUUGGCUGAGUUAUGGUGGGUUUUGGGACUGAUGGUCACAUUAUUGUCAUGUAAAUGAUAUAUAUGUAAUAUUGUGACACUUUAAGCUUGUUAAGACAAUCAUGCAUUUUUGAUUACCAUUCAAUGAGAUUCUUUUAUAUUAUCUUGUAAUUUAAGUCAGAUUAUGUAAUCGGACUUAGCCAUGUACGAUUGCCUGUCUCAAUUUAUAUACUAAUAAAUUCUAAUUGAUCUUUUUAUCAGCCAAUG
Lytechinus pictus (painted urchin) is the source of this 4898-nucleotide messenger RNA. RefSeq lists its product as uncharacterized. The record is from RefSeq and is a predicted model, not a curated record. NCBI's taxonomy places the organism in Eukaryota, Metazoa, Echinodermata, Echinoidea, Temnopleuroida, Toxopneustidae. Bases 126 to 1754 code for a protein of 542 amino acids. The transcript is spliced from 16 exons.